AAAAAUAUGAAACAACUGGAUCUAUCGCAGCCGUGUUAGAUAUUUGCUAGGUAUGCAGUAUUUGCUACCAAUACUGAUUAUAAUCAACUGUCUGAUUAUACAAGUCGAUCUUAUCACAACAGAACCUUCAACAAAGAAUAUGACAUCAUGUCAACAGCUACGAUUGUCAUCAAUACAUUUCUCUUUUUAUGUUCCCGAAUGUACAAACACUGGUGAAUAUGAAAAACGACAGUGUGAAGGAAGAAUAGGAUAUAGAAAAUGUUGGUGUGUUGAUUCAAAUGGAAGACAAAUACUAGGAUCACAAAUGAUGGGACCUGAAGUGCCAGAUUGUGAUGGAGGUUUUCUAUCAUGGAGUCUUAAAUCAAAUCCAAACAUAUUCGGUAAAAGUUUUGAUUUGACUUGUUCUCUGUCUGCCACUAUGAGUAAUGAUAACAGCUCAUCAAAAUUAGAUGGUAGCAUUGUCAUUAAUGUCUUAGACGGUGAACCUGUAAACGAUAUAAAUCAAUUAAGAGAGCGGCAUACAUUUCAGCGAACGUAUAAAUUAACCACUUCUGUGUACGAUAACGAUGGAGUCAACGUCCAGUACGAGUGUGGCCAUGGUAACACAAGAUAUGGGCAUUUAUUGAAUAUGACAAUUGAAUCAUUUAAAUAUACUGACAAUACCAGCAAUUUCCACAAGUUAGUCAACAAUGAAGAAGAUCUGUUUUCGAUAACAUUUAGAGAUUAUACACAUGUUCCAAAUUGUACAGUGGUUUAUGGGCAAUCAGACCGUUCAAAACAACUAAAUUCAACAUCCGAUUCAACAAGUCAAACUUACAGAAUAUAUCGUCCAGUAAUAGUUAUCAAAUCAGAGUGCCCGAAAGCGCUGAAAGUCACGUGUGAUAUAGGAGAAAGAAGAAUAGUAAACAAUCUACGACUAGUUAAUGUGGAUUGUCACAAGUAUGCAUUAAAACACACUCAAGAACCAUCAACAACGAAGAUGACAGCCUGUCAAAAGCUACGAUCAGCAACGAAAACUUUCUCUUCCGAUUUCUAUGUUCCAGAGUGUACGAUAACUGGUGAAUAUGAAAAACGACAGUGUGAAGGAAAAGUCGGGUCUAAACUGUGUUGGUGUGUUGAUCCAAAGGGAAGAGAAAUACAAAGUUCCCAAAUGAUGGAACCUGAAGUUCCAGAUUGUGAUGCAGGAACAAAUUUAAAGCCUUGUAUUUUUGAGCUAUUAAAGAUCAGCAGCAGUUUAUUAGGAGCACCUAAACCACACUGUACAGAUGAUGGUGAAUACGAAGAAAUUCAGUGUCACGUUCAAGCAUGUUGGUGUGUUGACAAAAAUGGAAUUGAAAGAAUGGGAACACGAGUAUCCACGACAAACUGGCAGAAAUCACUGGAUUGUGAAAGUUUACCAUCAUGGAGUUUUUCUUCAAAUCCAAAACUUUUCGGCAAAAUUUUUAAUCUGACUUGUUCAAUAUCUUCCACGGGGAGACACGAGAACAGCCAAUCAAACAUAGAUGGUAGCAUUGUCAUUAAUGUCUUAGACGGUGAACCUGUAAACGAUAAAAAUCAAUUAGGAGAGCGGCAUACAUUUCACCGCAUGUAUACAUUAACAACUUCUGUUUACAAUAACGAUGGAAACAAUGUCCAGUACGAGUGUGGCCAUGGUAACACAAGAUAUGGGCAUUUAUUGAAUAUGACAAUUGAAUCAUAUGAGUAUAUCGACAAUGUCCACCAGUUACUCAACCAUGAAGACGAUCUGUUUUCGAUUACAUUUAAAAACUUUACACAGAUUCCACAGUGUUCAGUGGUUUAUGGGCAAGCAGACUAUUCAAAAGAACUUCAAUCAACAUCUGAUUCACGGAAUCAAACUUACAGAAUAUAUCUUCUCGGAACAGCCAUCAAAUUUAAGUGUUUGCAGACACUGAUAGUUACGUGUAAUAUAGGAGAGAGAAGUAUAGUCAACACCCUGAAACCAGAUAAUGCGGAUUGUCUGCAUUCCAUAUUAAAACAAACGCAAGGUUGACGUUUCCCUAGCUGAUGUAACAAAUACCAGCACACAGAGCUAUCAUAGGAUUAUAAGUCAAACAUAAACUCAAAG
This is a messenger RNA of Mytilus trossulus (common blue mussel), 2086 nucleotides long. RefSeq lists its product as uncharacterized. The transcript has 12 exons. Lineage: Eukaryota; Metazoa; Mollusca; Bivalvia; Mytilida; Mytilidae. Bases 53 to 2011 code for a protein of 652 amino acids. The record is from RefSeq and is a predicted model, not a curated record.